This is a messenger RNA of Sycon ciliatum, 1891 nucleotides long. RefSeq names its product BTB/POZ domain-containing protein KCTD9-like. The record is from RefSeq and is a predicted model, not a curated record. The transcript has 11 exons. Bases 255 to 1475 code for a protein of 406 amino acids. NCBI's taxonomy places the organism in Eukaryota, Metazoa, Porifera, Calcarea, Leucosolenida, Sycettidae. Gene Ontology annotation, biological process: intracellular signal transduction; protein homooligomerization. Gene Ontology annotation, molecular function: protein binding.
CUUUGAAUUUUUUGAUUUUUGGACCCACCCCACAGACGUCUAGACGAAGACAUGUUGUCUUGUUGAAAUGGAAAUGGGGUCUAUAGCUAUGCCGGUGCCUGUGGUUUGCGUCCCAGCUGUAAACCCCUUGGCUGUAGCAGCUCGCAGUGUCCUCUGAUUUCGUGAAUCUGUCAGACACCUGCUUGAAACGAGCGGAAGUUGCUGGUGGGGUCAAGGUUUCUGGUUUGCUGUUGCAACUGCUGCUCCUUGAGUCAAUGUCUACUCGAAGAGUGACCGUGAAGCUAGCAAACCCAGAUGACAAGGGACAAGUAAUCAAUGUGCCAAAAACGUUCCAGGAGCUUCUCGCUUGCGUAUCCGUGCGCUUGAGCAUAGGCGCAAAGCGGAUCUUCAACGAAAACGGAGCAGAGAUCGUUGAUGUCAGCGUACUGAGAGACGAUGACAAACUAAUAGCAACCGGAGGAGAUGCGUUCCACAAUGGCAUCGUCCAAAAAGGUGCUUCACCCGUUGGCAUGACCACAGUGCAGCGAUGUGUCGCAGUUACCGAGAGUUUUCGGGACGAGUGGAUAUCAUUGAAUGUUGGUGGCGAGCGCUUCGUAACAACGCGUACAACUUUGACGAAGGAUGCUGACUCAAUGCUUGGAAGAAUGUUCUCCACUUCAAUCGAGAAUGACUGGUCUUGGGGCAGUGCUAUUGACAGUAGUGGGUCGUACUUGAUCGACCGUAGUCCGAACUACUUCCAUCACUUGCUCGACUACUUACGCGUUGGAAAGAUUUUCGAGGACAAAACCUCAAUCUUGCAAGGUGUGCUGGAGGAAGCACAGUUUUUCGGUCUGACGAAAGCCGUUGAAUACUUGGAUUGUCUUCUUCAGGACCGCGAAGCAUCUGAGGCAGCAGAUGCCCCGCUGACAAGGCGAGAGUUCAUUUCACUGCUAGUGCCAACGCCCACAAACAGUGUACUCCGGUGUCAGGGUAUUAACUUGGCAAGGGCCAAUCUGAGUAAUCUGGACCUGCACUGCAUCAACUUCAAACAAGCUAAUCUACGUGGCUGUGAUCUGCGCAAUGCCAAUCUGGAAGAGUGUUGCCUGAACAAAGCGGACUUGCAGAGGGCUAAUCUUGAUGGUGCAAACCUGCGCUGUGUUAACAUGGUGCGAGCAAAUUGUGAGUCUGCCACCAUGCGAGGUUGUGAUUUUGAAGACCCGCUUGGGAAGAGUUCGAAUUUGGAAGGCGCCAACAUGAAGCACUCCAUCCUGGAAGAUAGCCACAUGUCUGGUGUGGUGCUGCGUGUAGCCUGCUUGCGCAAUGCCUCACUCAGGCGCUGUGACCUGCAAGGCGCUGUCUUGGCUGGCACUGAUCUCGAGAACUGUGACCUCACUGGCAGCAAUCUACGUGAAGCCAACCUCCGCGGCUCUAACUUGCGAGGUACAAUACUUGAAGACAUGCAAUCGCCCCUUCAUAUGUCACAAACAGUCACAUGAUCAUUUCCAAAUGACAUCAUUUACAUUAUGGAUGACAUCACUUCAUAUGUCACAAACAGUCACAUGAUCAUUUCCGAAUGACAUCAUUUACAUAUGGAUAACAUCACUUCAUACCUAACCCUUUAUACCAGAGUCAGACAACUUUAUAUUAAUUCAUCAAUCCCACUCUGGAUGCACGCAAUAUCCUCAACCCGCUGAUCCUCGCUUCAUGAUGGCCUGCAUAGCAUUCAAAUAGCCGAAUGUACAAUGUAGGAUGAUGCCCAUUGUUAACACACUGCUUGACCUGUUCCGUAUUCCACUAGACCGUCUUUGCGUGAAUAUUAUAUUUGUGUAUCCUGCUAUUUCGUCUGUAUUACAUGUGCUGUUUUGUGUCCUGUGCAAUUUAGCCGGUUUUCUAUGCUUCCGAACCAAAACGG